CGCCACCAUCACACAGCACAAAAAGCGAGAAAAGUGAAGCAAAGCAACAAAGAAGCGAUUAGCCGUGACAUCACAGCGAGCCUCCCGUGCUACGAGCCUCCGUCCAUCUCCAGUUCUCCACAUCACCCGAGCACGUAAGAUUCGAUGGCAGCCACGGUGAUGAUGGCCUCCAUGAGCUCCCUCGCCUUCGCCACCGCGGGCGCGCGUGCCGGCGUCCUCCCCGUCCCCGUCCCGGCGGCCGCGCUCGCGCCGCGCCGACGCGCCAUGGUCGUCAGGGCCCAGGCCGAGGAUGCUAGGCCAACAACGGAGGAGACAACCGCGGCGUCCUCCUCCUCGCCUUCUCCGGCGCCCUCCACUCCCCUGACGGCGAAGCCAAAGGCGGCGAGCCCCGGGCUGUGGGACGCUCUGGCGUUCAGCGGGCCGGCCCCCGAGCGCAUCAACGGGCGCCUCGCCAUGGUGGGCUUCGUGUCCGCGCUCGCCGUGGAGGCGUCCCGCGGCGGGGGCCUCCUCUCGCAGGCGGGCAGCGGGACCGGGCUGGCCUGGUUCGCGGCCACGGCUGCCGUGCUCUCCGUGGCGUCGCUGGUGCCGGUCCUCAGGGGGGAGAGCGCCGAGGGCCGGAGCGGCGGCGUCAUGAGCGCCGACGCCGAGCUCUGGAACGGGCGCUUCGCCAUGCUGGGGCUCGUCGCGCUCGCCGUCACCGAGUACAUCACCGGCGCGCCCUUCGUCAACGUGUAAAUGCGGCCAACAUUAUUGUACGGGCACGUAGCUGUGUAGUAGAGGAGGUAGUGUAAGCAUUGGCUAGGACACUCUGGGAAGGACUCGUUUGUAAAACUCUUCCGUUAAACGGUCAUGUAAAAUUGUUGAUUUGAAAUGACUUUCUUUGCAACA
Messenger RNA from Panicum hallii, 888 nucleotides. RefSeq names its product low molecular mass early light-inducible protein HV60, chloroplastic-like. The transcript has a single exon. The record is from RefSeq and is a predicted model, not a curated record. Bases 145 to 735 code for a protein of 196 amino acids. NCBI's taxonomy places the organism in Eukaryota, Viridiplantae, Streptophyta, Magnoliopsida, Poales, Poaceae.